AUGACAACCCCACGCUUCUCCCCGAACGACGUAACAGUCGUCUUCUUCCUCGGCGGCCCAGGAAGCGGAAAAGGCACCCAAUCCGCCAACCUGGUCAAAUCCUACGGCUUCACCCACCUCUCCGCCGGCGACCUGCUGCGCGCCGAACAGGUCCGCUCCGGCUCCCAAUACGGCGACCUCAUCCGCGACUACAUCCGUGAAGGCAAGAUCGUUCCCAUGGAAGUCACCGUCGCGCUGCUGUCGAACGCAAUGGCCGAGACGCUGUCGACCUCGCCGCCGGCUGCGGGGACAAAGGCCCGUUUCUUGAUUGAUGGGUUCCCGCGCAAGCUGGAUCAGGCUGUUUUCUUUGAGGAGACGGUUUGUCCGUCGGAGCUUGUGUUGUUCCUGGAUUGUCCGGAGAGUGUUAUGGAGACGAGACUUUUGAAGAGGGGGGAGACGAGUGGACGGGAUGAUGAUAAUGCUGCUUCUAUUCGGAAGAGGUUCCAUACUUUUGUUGAGACUUCUAUGCCUGUGGUGGAGGAUUUCAGGAAGAAGGAUAAGGUUGUUACGGUCAAGGCUGAUCUUUCUCCUGAGGAGGUUUCACGGCUUGUUCAGGCGGGGAUUGAGGCGAGGGGAUUGUUGCCUCGUUCUUAG
Molecule: messenger RNA, 633 nt
Organism: Penicillium bovifimosum
Lineage: Eukaryota; Fungi; Ascomycota; Eurotiomycetes; Eurotiales; Aspergillaceae
Gene: ura6
Product: uridylate kinase ura6
Exons: 1
Coding region: 1-633 (210 amino acids)
Biological process (GO): 'de novo' pyrimidine nucleobase biosynthetic process; UDP biosynthetic process; CDP biosynthetic process
Cellular component (GO): cytoplasm; nucleus
Molecular function (GO): UMP kinase activity; ATP binding
Source: RefSeq, a predicted model, not a curated record